This is a messenger RNA of Fulvia fulva, 396 nucleotides long. RefSeq lists its product as uncharacterized. Lineage: Eukaryota; Fungi; Ascomycota; Dothideomycetes; Mycosphaerellales; Mycosphaerellaceae. The transcript has a single exon. The coding region runs from base 1 to 396 and encodes 131 amino acids. The record is from RefSeq and is a predicted model, not a curated record.
AUGAACGCUCCCCGCUACAUCCCCCGCAACUCCCAAGAAAAUCCGAACCACAUCUACGCCCUCCCAGCAGAUCUAACCACCAACGCCGGCGUGGUCCAACGCUACAACCUCAAAGGACCCAUUGAAAAGAGGCAGAAGCGAUCGGUUCGUGGCUUGGCGAAGCAGUACAUUUACAGCGGCUCGGAGUCGGACUCAGACAGCAGUGAUGGAGGUGAUUGUGCUAGAGAUUUGUGGGAACGCCCUGAUGGAGACUUGACGCUGGAAGAGCUCUUCGAACGAGCGUCGUUGUCUGCGCCCAGAGGUGCAUUGCGUGCGAGGUCGUGGAGUGUACCGACGGUCCAGGUGCUGAAGAAAAGGACUCUGGAGCCGCGGGCAUGGGUAUGGGUGUUCAGGUGA